AUGUCAUUUACGUCAAUCCCCAUUCUCGACCUGAGCCGAUCGCGCAAUCCGGACACCAAGCCGGCCUUUCUGGCAGAGCUGCGCGACGCCCUCAUCGAGGUCGGCUUCUUCUACAUUAAGAAUGUCGGCAUCCCGGACGAGCUCUUUCGACGGGUAAUAGAGCAAGGCCGAGCAUUCUUUGACAUUCCCGAGGAGGAGAAACUCAAGAUCGAGAUGAAAAAUGCCCCGUCGUUCCUGGGCUACUCCCGGCUCUCGGCAGAGAUUACGGCUGGUGCGGCUGACCACCGGGAGCAGAUCGACCUGUCGACGGAGCACGCCGAGCCGGUGCCGGACGCGCCGCGCUACGAGCACCUGCUGGCACCCAACCAGUGGCCGUCCGCCGCCGUCCUGCCGGACUUCCGACCGGCCUUCUCUGAAUUUCUCGACCGCAUGGGCGCCAUGUCGCUCGACUUCACCGCGCUCAUGGCCGAAGCCAUUGGCCUGCCGGCCACGGCCUUUGACCGGUAUUUUGACCCGGAUCCGGCCCGCCGCCAGCACAAGCUCAAGGUGGUCAAAUACCCGGACGAGGCAGAGCUGGGGGUCGGCAAUGGCGACGGCAGCAGCCAGGGCGUCGGCCCCCACAAGGACAGCAUGUACACGACCUUUCUGCUGCAAGCGAGCGCGCACCACGGGCUGCAGGCACAGAACACGCACGGCCAGUGGGUGGACGCGCCGCCAAUCGACGGCACGCUCGUCGUCGUGAUCGGACAGGGGAUCGAGGCCCUGACCCAGGGCGUCUGCGUGUCGACAACACACCGGGUGGUGUCGCCGCCAGCCGGCGCCGGUGCCCGCUUCUCCAUUCCGUUCUUCCAGGGCGUCCGGCUGGACACGGCGUUUGAGGAGCUGGAGCGUGUCGGCAUCGGCGCCGUGCCAGAGCCCGUCAAGGACCAGCGGCGCGCCGUGCUGGCAGCUGCCGCCGCCGCCAACGGAGGCCGUCUGGACGACGUCGAGUUCACCUUCCGUACCGGCGGCGCGGCCAAGACGCUCGGCGAGGCCACGCUCCGCAACCGCGUCAAGAGCCACCCCGACGUCGGCGAGCGCUGGUUCCCGGACAUUCUCGCAGACAUCCGGGCAGAGGAGCGGCAGCAGCAGAGGAAGAAGGGGGAUGGGGAGGCCGUCCGGCCAGGCGAGACGUCGUCUGCUGUUGGUGCAGCCGUAGCCGUCCCAGCCCACUAA
Molecule: messenger RNA, 1215 nt
Organism: Grosmannia clavigera kw1407
Lineage: Eukaryota; Fungi; Ascomycota; Sordariomycetes; Ophiostomatales; Ophiostomataceae
Product: 2og-Fe oxygenase family protein
Exons: 2
Coding region: 1-1215 (404 amino acids)
Molecular function (GO): dioxygenase activity
Source: RefSeq, a predicted model, not a curated record